GAAGGUAAAGUAAGUGGACCUCAGUAUCAUCAAUGGUGGAAAGAAGUACAAAAUCCCUUUACUCAUAGAGCCUUUAAGCCCACCGUUUUCUUCGAUUCCAUUUUUCCCUCUUUGCACAUUCGCCGGAAUCCUCCAUUGCUGCCGUUUUCCGAUGAGGUCAAGCCGCUUAUACUCGCUGAUUCGCUUUCUUUGAUUCCUCUGUUUCUCGAUUGGAACCUGAAGAAGAAGAAGAAGAGAAGAAGACGAUGUCAAUAUAUGAUUCCUCAUUCUUUAACACGGCGCUCUCUAAACGGACCUCCAUUUUCGGCCUUCAUCUCUGGGUUGUAAUCGGAAUCGUAGUCGGAGCCUUAAUAGUUCUCGCACUGUUUCUUCUUUCACUUUGCCUCACUUCUCGCAAGCGGAAUCGCCAUAAGAACAAAAUCCGUUUCCCUAAGUCCACAGCCGACCAUUCUCCUCCCAUUUCGAAAGAAAUCCAGGAAAUCGUCCAUAACGCGGUACCGGAUCAUCACCACCAUGUGCAGCCGGAGAUUCAUGUCGAGAUCGGAAAAUUAGAGCAUCGAGUUGUUUUCUCUGAUAGGCCGUCUAGUGGGGAGAGCAGAGGCGCUGUGAGUGAAACUGCUUCGCUUGGAUCUGGUACUGUUGGGCCUGAAGUUUCGCAUCUUGGUUGGGGCAGAUGGUAUACUCUUAGAGAGCUCGAGGCGGCCACUAAUGGCUUGUGUGAAGAGAACGUGAUUGGAGAAGGUGGGUAUGGGAUCGUGUAUUUAGGUACUUUGGGAGAUGGUACAAGAAUUGCUAUCAAGAAUCUCUUGAAUAACAGGGGUCAAGCUGAGAGGGAAUUUAAAGUGGAAGUUGAAGCAAUUGGAAGAGUAAGACACAAGAAUCUUGUCAGGCUGCUAGGAUAUUGCGUUGAGGGUGCAUAUAGAAUGCUUGUUUACGAGUACGUUAACAAUGGCAAUCUAGAUCAGUGGCUUCAUGGCGACGUCGGGGAUGUGAGCCCCUUGACGUGGGAGAUUCGUGUUAACAUCAUACUCGGAACGGCAAAGGGAUUAGCCUAUCUUCAUGAGGGUCUUGAACCAAAGGUUGUCCAUCGUGAUGUAAAAUCUAGCAACAUAUUGCUUGACCGUCAGUGGAAUGCUAAAGUAUCUGAUUUCGGGCUAGCCAAGCUUCUUUGUUCCGAAAGGAGCUAUGUGACGACCCGUGUAAUGGGUACAUUUGGGUUAGUUCCUAUCUUAUUAUCGUUUUUUACUUUCUAUCGUCCCUUAGAUGGAAAGUUAAGUGGUGGUGAUGAUGUCUACAGCUAUGUUGCGCCUGAGUACGCUUGCACGGGAAUGUUGAAUGAGAAGAGUGAUGUUUAUAGCUUUGGAAUUCUAAUUAUGGAGAUAAUUUCUGGGCGGAGCCCUGUCGAUUAUAGUAGACCUCAAGGAGAGGUCAAUUUGGUGGAUUGGUUGAAAGCAAUGGUUGGAGAUAGAAGAUCCGAGGAAGUGGUUGACCUCAAGUUGCCGGAGAAGCCUCCUUCCAAAGCUCUAAAACGUGUUCUGCUGGUCGCUCUUCGGUGUGUCGAUCCUGAUGCUUCGAAGAGGCCGAAAAUGGGACAUGUCAUCCACAUGCUUGAGGCAGAUAAUUUGCUGUCUAAUGAUGAAUACCGGGUCGGUAAGGAUGCUUCUCAUUCAACUCAAGGUAAUCAACACGGUCUGAGACGAGUUAACCAUCAGAAAGACGAAGGAACAUGUUCUAAUAUAAGUGAAGGUGACAGUGAUGGAAACAUUCAACAUCCAAGUAGGUGGAGAUAAUAACACACCACACUAGCACAAUUACAUGACUAACUCUUCAGUUUCAUCCAUUCUUCAGUUAGGUUGCUUUUCUAAUCUUCAAACCAAUUAGACUCAUUCUUACAGAAGCUAUAAGAAUCACCCCACAUCCCUUCUCGUUAGAUAUGCAGCGUCUGCUCGGUCUCCUCGAAUCCUAGUUGCUUCCUGUCUUGAUAUUGAUUUAACAAAACUUUUGCUCCUGUGAGUAUCCAAAUUGUCUACACCGACCAUUGAACAGCGUUUAUGUUUACAUUAGGCUCAUUCUUACAGAAGCUAUAAGAAUCACCCCACAUCCGCUCUCGUUAGAUAUGUGGUGUCUGCUCGGUCUCCUCGAAUCCUAGUUGCUUCCUGUCUAAACUUUUGCUCCUUUGAGUAUCCAAAUUGUCUACACCAAACAUUGAGCAGCGUUUAUGUUUACAUUAGGCUCAUUCUUACAGAAGCUAUAAGAAUCACCCCACAUCCGCUCUCGUUACGUACUCGGGGACAGCUCGGUCUCCUUGAAUCCUGGUUGCUUUCUGUCUUGAUAUUGACUUAACAAAGCUUGCUGGGUCACAGAGUUUGAUCAUCUUUUAGCCCUGUGAGUAUCCAAAUUGUUUACAUUAGGCUGCUCGAAGUUUCAUCCUAAGCUGGCUAUUGAUGCUUCUGAAAGGAUCGAUCCUUUGGUUUAUCUGCCGCCAUACAUUGUUCUUUCAAGCACUUUGCUUGGAGCAACUUUAUGGAGUGUUGUCGGUCUGAUUUAUAAAGAAGAUUUGAAUUACUUUGUGGCUGCUAACUCUGUAUGCAUCCAUUUGCAGAGAUGGAUCCCAAGUGUUAUCGACAUUCUCGACGUUAAGUCGAUAUAUUUAUUGACAAAUUUGAGGUUAUCUCGUCUAUAAUUCUUUUA
Messenger RNA from Cucurbita moschata (crookneck pumpkin), 2691 nucleotides. Its product is annotated as probable serine/threonine-protein kinase At1g01540. Gene Ontology annotation, molecular function: protein kinase activity; ATP binding. Gene Ontology annotation, biological process: protein phosphorylation. Bases 246 to 1790 code for a protein of 514 amino acids. The record is from RefSeq and is a predicted model, not a curated record. The transcript has 6 exons. NCBI's taxonomy places the organism in Eukaryota, Viridiplantae, Streptophyta, Magnoliopsida, Cucurbitales, Cucurbitaceae.